This is a messenger RNA of Paramormyrops kingsleyae, 5599 nucleotides long. It is a transcript of the gene nos2b, whose product is annotated as nitric oxide synthase 2b, inducible. Gene Ontology annotation, molecular function: heme binding; flavin adenine dinucleotide binding; nitric-oxide synthase activity. The record is from RefSeq and is a predicted model, not a curated record. Gene Ontology annotation, biological process: nitric oxide biosynthetic process. Lineage: Eukaryota; Metazoa; Chordata; Actinopteri; Osteoglossiformes; Mormyridae.
GGUAUUUGGAUUCAUAGUGACAGCUCAGCAUUUCAAAUAACUUUUAAGAUUACAGUGUUACAGAUUUUGGGUAAUACCUUAAUUCUAUAGUUUAUCAUUUUGACGAACUUCAGAACAUAAGUAUCACAAAUAACACAAUGACCUGAAUGACAUAUAUUGGACAUGGCAUUACUCAGGAGUUAGUUUGGGAAAAGAGUACAUUUUGUUCAUGUCACUGGAACUAAUUGUGUAACUGGAAGCACUACUACCUUGAGUGCUAGGUGCAUUGAUGAGACGCGUGAUAUAUUGUAGUGGUGCCCAGCAUUUGUCUUUCGAAGACCUUGCAAGUCAAGAGAGUACAUUGUGUUUGUGAAAUUUUGACUUGUCACCAUGAAAUUGUCACUAUCAAUCUGAAUACUAUUUACUAUGAUUGUUUAAGUCCUGAAACAAAGUUUUCACUGUAUUUAUCCAUUACUGGUGAUAAAAUUGUCUAGCGUGAAAUAUAUGCCUAUUUUCACUAUUUUGCAUUCAUUUAUGAUGGGGGGUAGAAUGUUCCUCUUAUUGACAUAAGUCUAUGUGGCAAUUCUGAAUCUGUGACCUAUGUAAUGCUUGCGAUUUGGUCGAAUUUGUACAGCAACAAGAGCAUGACAGCUCGUUCGUUUAAAAAAAAUCACGUGACCCUGAGCGAAAGGGAUGCUUGAAGGUUUGCUCCGCUCUGGGCAUUAGCCAAACUUGAACUUUUCUCAAAAUUGCUUAGGCAUUGUCACUUAAAAUGUGUUGGUAAUAUGUCUAGUUCAAAAAGUGAUAAGGAUUUUCCACUUUUCUCAUCAACCCGCUCUCAAUCUGGGAAGAAAAGAAUAACGACGCAAGUGGUUAAUGAGAGCCAAGCUACCGAGGCUAUUUCGGCGCAGACAACUAGCCUAGCAACCCUGCAGCAAAUUUUGUCGGAGGUCAAGUCUGUGGCUAGUCGACUCCCUAAACGAUAUAAAAAUGUCGGUUUCCUCAUUAGAAAACUCCUUCUCAAACCUAAAAAACCGAGUGACCGACUUAGAGACGCUCAUAGAGGAAGCCGAGAGCUGAAGUCCCCGCACGGAGGACAGCCGCGACCGCCAUAAUAUCCAGCUAACGAACAUGCAGAAAACCGUAGAACAGCUGCUGUUAAAAGCUGACGACCUGGAGAAUCGGGGACGCCGCAAAAGUUUGAAGAUUAUCAGUCUUGACGAGAAAGCCAAAAGUACUACCCCUGUCGUGGAAUUUCUUAAAUCAAUGAUUUCGACCUGGGUCGGACUCCCGGCAGGUCGCCCUCCCCCCGCUGGUAAUCGAACGAGCAUAUCGAAUCCUGACUCCCACACCGACUCCGAAUCGACCACCAGAGUUCUUAGAGCAGCGCUGAAAAAGCCUGACAUCGUUCACGGAGGAUCUAAACUACGUUUCCUCCCAGAUCUGUCUGCAGAUGUUUUACGGAGGAGGAAAGAUUUGGACAGCGUGGGUAAGGCGAUGAUUCGUAUGAACAUCUACCGGGGCUUUGCCUAUCUUGCACGUCUCAGGUGCCUUCAUGAUGGUCGGAUCCGUCUUUUUGACGACCUCGAAUCUGCAGCGGCUUUUCUAGAAACGAUAAAGUGACUUGCCUCAUUUCUUUCCAAUUCGUUGACAAAAUGAAAGUACUUCAAGAAGAGAACGUGAAAAAUACACGCCAAGCGCAGGUGAUCAAGAGAGCGGCCCCCGGCAGGUGCCCGUUCUUACACGUCCGCAACCUGAUCGACGGUUCAGACUGUCAGGACACUUUGCAUCAUAAAGCUGUCAAGAAUCAGCUGUGUACAUCAAAAGUAUGUGAGAAUUCCAAAAUGACACCCAAGUCCCUGGUGGUGGGGCCGCAGAAAUGCCCCGUGUCCCAAAACGACAUCCUAGUGCAAGCCAUUGACUUCAUCAACCAGUACUACCACUCUCAGAAAAUUGCCAAACCUGAAGACCAUCUUGCUCGUGUGGAAGCUGUUGUCAAGGAGAUAGAUGCCACAGGAACCUAUCAGCUGACCAUGGAAGAGCUGGUGUUCGGGGCCAAACAAGCAUGGCGAAACGCCCCGAGAUGCAUUGGCAGGAUCCAGUGGUCGAACUUGCAGGUGUUUGAUGCGCGAAAGUGUAGCACAGCCCGAGAAAUGUUCGACUUCCUGUGCAGGCACAUAGAAUUCGCCACGAACGGAGGGAACUUGAGGUCUACAAUUACGAUUUUCCCCCAGAGAGGGGAUACAAAGCAUGACUUCAGAGUGUGGAACAGUCAGCUGGUGCGGUAUGCUGGGUACCACAUGUCGGACGGGAGUAUUCUAGGCGAUCCAGCCAACACUGAGUUUACAGAGCUUUGCAUCCAGCUGGGGUGGACACCAAAAUAUGGCCGCUUUGAUGUGCUGCCUCUGGUCCUGCAAGCUAACGGUGAAGAUCCUGAGGUCUUUGAAAUUCCUCCAGAGCUCGUCCUGGAAGUCUCAAUGGAGCAUCCUCAGUAUGAGUGGUUUGGGGACCUGCAGCUGAGGUGGUACGCUCUCCCCGCCGUCUCCAACAUGUUAUUGGAGGUGGGGGGCCUGGAGUUUCCUGCCUGUCCCUUCAAUGGCUGGUACAUGGGCACGGAGAUCGGGGCGCGGGACUUCUGUGACCCCCAGCGCUACGACAUGCUGGAGACUGUUGGCAGCAAGAUGGGCCUGGAGACAGACAACCCCUCCUCGCUCUGGAAGGACGUGGCCUUAGUAGCCGUCAAUAUCGCUGUCAUGCACAGCUUCCAGAAGCAUAAUGUGACCAUCACGGACCAUCACUCCGCCAGUGAGUCCUUCAUAAGACACAUGGAGACUGAGUUCCAGCUGCGGGGGGGCUGCCCGGCUGACUGGACCUGGCUGGUUCCACCCAUGUCCGGCUCCAUCACACCUGUCUUCCACCAGGAGAUGGUCAACUACGUCCUGUCACCUUUCUUUUACUAUCAGCCAGAUGCCUGGUUAACACACAACUGGAAAAAUAACGUGUGGAGAAAAGGGAAACUCGUGUCUUUCAAAGGACUAGCCAGAAUGGUACUCUUCUGCUCCACGGUGAUGCGGCGCUUCAUUGCUCAGAGGGUGCGGUGUACUGUAAUUUACGCUACAGAGACAGGCAAAUCACAGUCCUUCGCCAAAAAACUCAACUCGAUGCUGAACAGUGCCUUCAAUUCCAGGGUGCUGUGCAUGCAUGAGUAUAACAUCACUGACCUGGAGAAAGAGUCCUUUCUGGUUGUGGUAACCAGCACCUUUGGCAAUGGAGAAUCCCCAGAGAAUGGAAAGAGCUUCUGGAAGCAUCUUUAUGCCGUGCCGUGCCUUAGAAACAAAUUCAGGUACUGUGUGUUUGGCCUGGGCUCCCGCAUGUACCCACAGUUCUGCGCUUUCGCCCGGUCUGUGGACACCAAGCUUGCGGCUCUUGGGGCCAAGCGCUUGACAUGCAUGGGAGAGGGCGAUGAGCUGAGCGGACAGGACAAAGCCUUCAUCAUCUGGGCCAAGAAAGCCUUCGCGGAUGCCUGCCAGGAAUUUGGAAUCAGUACCCAGCUGGAUAUCCGGCUGCCAGGGAUGGACCAGCACACUGAUGACUGGGACCCAAGGAGAUACCAGCUGCAGCACAAAAAAUCCUCCCAAGACCACAUCACCGCCCUCUCAGCCAUCCACUCCAAAAAAAUUCUCCCCAUGAAGCUGAAGAGAAGGCAGAACCUCCAGAGCUCUCAGUCAAGCCGUGCCACUAUUCUGGUGGAGCUGGAGAGUGACGGCAGCGCAGAGGGCAUGCAGUACCUGCCCGGUGACCACGUUGGGCUUUUCCCGGGGAACUCGACGCAGCUGGUCACUGGCAUCCUUAAGCACGUUGCCGACGCGCCUCCCAGCAGCCAGAGUGUGCAACUUCAGUAUCGAUCGGGCACAAGUGCAAAUGGAGACGAAGGCUGGCAGGCCAACGACCAUAUCCCAGCAUGCACUCUGUCCCAGGCACUGACCUACUUCCUGGACAUUACCACGCCCCCUUCGCAGAAUCUUCUUCACAAGCUGUCUCAGCUGGCAGGCCAAGAGGGUCAUCGGCAGAGACUGUUAAAGCUAUCUCAGGACGCUGAGGAGUACAAUUCCUGGAAAGCAUUUCACAAGCCUACCUUCUUGGAGGUUCUGGAGGAAUUCUCUUCCUUAGAGCCCCCGGCGACUUUCCUGCUCAGCCAGCUGCCUCCUUUAAAGCCCCGCCUCUAUUCCAUAAGCUCCUCCCCUGAACUCAACCCCAGGGAGAUCCAUCUUACUGUGACUGUGGUCAACUAUCAUACGCAAGAUGGACAAGGUCCAAUGCAUCACGGUGUCUCCAGCACCUGGCUGAACACCAUCAAGGAGGGAGACAUGGUGCCUUGCUUUAUCCGCAGCUCCAGUGAUUUUCACCUCCCAGUGGAGCCCAGCUCUCCAGCCAUCCUAGUGGGGACGGGCAGUGGCAUCGCCCCCUUCAGGGGCUUUUGGCAACAGCGGCUGUAUGACACGCAAACUAAAGGUGUGAGAGGUGCACCCAUGACACUAGUGUUUGGUUGCCAAAGUUCAGACAAAGACCACAUCUACAAAGAGGAAACCCAGCAGAUGAUGAAGAAUGGGGUGCUCAAUGACGUCUUUCCUGCAUAUUCUCGUGAAUCUGGCCACCCUAAGAUGUACGUUCAAGAUGUCUUGAGGGAAAGGUUGGAACGGGAAGUGGUGAGGGUCCUGCACUGGGAACAGGGACAUCUCUAUAUCUGUGGGAAUGGAAGGAUGGUCCAGGAUGUAACCAACACAGUGCAGGACAUCCUGGCAAAGCAGCUGGAAUUGAAUCCCUCCGCUGCUGUGGAAUACAUGACCCAGCUUAAGUUCGAGAAGAGGUUCCAUGUAGAUGACUUUGGGGCAACCAUUCGGACAUAACAGAAGUUAAAUUGUGAUCAGGCUUCGCAACGAGUCUAGAGAGCGGCGCAAACUUGGAGUCAAGGGAUGGAGUCUCAGUGUUAUGGUCUGAACUUCAAGUUAAUGGCUCACUUUGUGGAAAUACAUUCCUCUGCCAGUCUUCUGUUUAUACAACAGAUAGCUGUUGCCAGCCAAAAUGCCAAGUGGACGCUGUGUGAGGGAGGAACAAGCAUAAGGGAACAGUUCCAGGCGUCACAGGCUGUGAAAAUUAUUUACAGUUCAAUUUCAAGUGAGAAAAAUAUGUGCCGAUUGUGCAGUGAUUUUGUUCUCUUUGAUUACAUGGAUGUAAUUUCAUCUUGGUCAUUUAAAACCUGUUCCUGUUCCUUUUUUGUGCUUUUGUGCAUUCACUAUCUGAUUAUACAAUCUCUGUUUAUACAGUUUUAUGUUUCUGUACAUGAAAAAUGGACACACUGCAAUUUAUUGCCCUUCAUAGCUUGCUGAUAAUCUCACUGUGUUGUAUCCUUAAAUAGAACAUUUUAAGCACUGUUUCUAGAAUUUUUUAAAGGUUUUAGUAACAAAAUAAACCAGUAUAUUACUUAUUAGUGCAUGAUUAGGGCUCAUUUAACAAUAGUAUCAUACUAUAUGAUUUAUUGUAAAACUUGGUAUGUGUCCAAUUUGUAAAUAAUUUUAAUGUUACCUACUGAUGAAGUAAAAAUAAACAUUUAAAAGCUGAA